AUGGCUCCAAGACGCGGUGGAGGAGGCUCAAGCUUCGGCUCAAGUGCCAGCGCAAGUUGCCCUCACCCAUUCAGUACCGACGGCUACUAUGGCUACUACACGACCCGCAUUGAGGUGUUCGUCGCUUAUUGCCUCCUCUGGGUAGCUCUCCUCGGGCUCAUCGUCGCUCGUUCGAAGGUGGUGAAGAAGUUGCCCGGCGCAACCAUCCUUAUCGGACCCCUCUUCUUGGGAUCCGUCUGGUCUGCUUUCUUCGCAACAUCUUUGAUGAUUGUGGGAACGAUGUUAUUGGAGUGCAGCACAACUCCACCCCUCACCUAUAUGUACUGGGUCCUGGUCUUCAAUAUCUUCUACUCCCUCAGUCUCUACCUUCUGUUGGUGCUGGUAUUUUACACCGUUAAUAAGGCCCUGCACCAGCACUUGAACAACACUCCGGGCUACCUCAGAAUCGUGAACUACGUGGUCCUCGGCUUCAUGGGUAUCUUGACCGUUGCUCUGACCGGUCUCUGGUCCUACAACUACUAUGCCGCGAGCGAAGCCGGUCGGAUCGAGAGUGCGCCAUUGCUAUCAGAGGAGGCCAAUAAGCUCGACAUUGCCUACUUUGUAUUCUAUCUGGUGACUGUUUCGGCCGGAGGUGUCCUUGCAAUCAUGUCGCUUGUCUCCAUGCGCUCUCGCAAGAUUCCCACGGGCAACCUCUUUGCCCAGAUCAUAGGGUUGUACGUUAGCAUGUUCAUCUGGGUACUGAUCAACCUCAUCGAAGACGGCACGUACCUCCCAGACGUGGACAACUUCUCCCGCGACGUCUACAUCGCCUUCACGUACAUCCGCUACAUCUUCUGGGUUGCGUCCUGGUCGCUGCUGCUCUCCAUCGCGGCGUCUCCCGUCUUCAAGUCCUCGGUCGUCGACAACGUGGAGCCCAACCCCUACGCCCCGCAGCCUUACUACCCAGUGCAGCAGCAAGGCCAGCCGCAGUUCGCUGCUCCGCAGAACGGAGGACAACAGUAUUACUACCAGCAGCAUCCCAUCCAUACGAACGGGGCGCCGAUCCCGGCCCCUGGCAAUGGCAAUGGCCAUGUGGUGCAGGUCAAAUGA
This is a messenger RNA of Aaosphaeria arxii CBS 175.79, 1089 nucleotides long. RefSeq lists its product as uncharacterized. The transcript is spliced from 3 exons. Lineage: Eukaryota; Fungi; Ascomycota; Dothideomycetes; Pleosporales. Bases 1 to 1089 code for a protein of 362 amino acids. The record is from RefSeq and is a predicted model, not a curated record.